AUGCCUCCUCGGACCAAAAACGCCAUCAUCAAGGACGAGGAGUGGAUGAGGGUCCAACCGAUCAUCCGCAGACUUUACCUCCUGGAGGACAAGAGUUUGAAGGAUGUCAUUUCAACACUCAGCAUGUUUCAUGAUUUCCGUCCAAGGUUAGUUAAUUUCAAGGCCCAGCUGGAAUCAAAACUCAAGCAAUGGCACAUGACGAAAAACAUGACGAGCCUGGAGUGGAAGCAUGUCGACGCAAGAAUACGCCGGCGCCGUCUCCAGGGCAAAGAAAGCAAGGUCUAUCUGUCCGGUAUCCCACUACGGCCCGCGACUGUCGAGAAGGCGAGAAGCCGCCACUCCUUUGAGUCUACCUUGGACAGACUUGCUGGAAAGGCACCCCCCUCACCAAAAGACCUUUCCUUGAUCAUUCGCACGCCAUCACCACCGGCUGAGGGGUCAACUUGGGUGCGAUCUUCCAGUCCCAGCGCAGCAGUGGCUCACUGA
Messenger RNA from Colletotrichum navitas, 486 nucleotides. RefSeq lists its product as uncharacterized. The coding region runs from base 1 to 486 and encodes 161 amino acids. Lineage: Eukaryota; Fungi; Ascomycota; Sordariomycetes; Glomerellales; Glomerellaceae. The transcript has 4 exons. The record is from RefSeq and is a predicted model, not a curated record.